AUGGCCGAUAUCGAGAGACCGCAGGGUCCCGCAUCGUCUACCACCAGUGUCGAGACCCUCGGUUCGCCAGUCGAGUCGGAUAUCGACCUUGAAAAAGCAGAUACCAUUCGCCAGAUCCCUACCUCAGGCACGGCUGCCGCAGCUACACGGUCGCAAACCAUUGGCAGAACACGCUCUGUGGCUACCGAUGGCUACUCCGCAUAUACAGUCGACGAGGAUGAAAGUGAAGAGGCUGCUGUGGCGCGCACGAAGACCAGUCCGUUUGAAGUUUGCUGGGACGGACCAACCGACAACGAGUGUCCUCGCAACUUCAACGUCGCCCGGAAGUGGAUCAUUGUACUCAUCACUUCUGUUGCUUCAUUCUGCGUAACAUUUACUUCGUCCGUGUAUACCACCACGUACGAGCAGCUCAUGGACGACUUCCACUGCUCCAGAGAAGUCGCCACGCUGGGUCUUUCACUGUUUGUUUUGGGGUUAGCCUUUGGGCCAAUGCUUCUGGGUCCGCUGUCCGAGUUCUAUGGUCGAAGACCCAUCUACAUCACGUCGAUGUUCUUCUUCCUGAUCUGGCUGAUCCCCUGCGCGGUCGCCCAAAACAUCCAGACCAUGAUCGUGUGCAGAUUCUUUGACGGCUUCGCGGGCAGUGCGUUCCUGGCCGUGGCGGCGGGCACCGUGGCAGAUCUGUUCGAGCCCAAGGACAUCGAGUUCCCCAUGAUGAUCUUUACUGCCUCGCCGUUUCUGGGUCCCGCGGCUGGCCCCAUAGUUGGCGGAUUGAUCAACGAGUUUACUUUGUGGCGAUGGACUUUCUACACACUCCUGAUCUGGACCGGCGUCUUACUGGUCCUGGUCAUUUUCUUCGUCCCUGAGACAUACCAUAAAGUCCUCCUCAAACGCCGCGCCGAGCAGAAGCGCAAGGAAACAGGAGACAACCAAUGGUACGCGCCAAUUGAGAAAAUCGACCGCACCAUCCUGGGGACGCUCAUCCACUCAUGUUCUGUACCCUUUGAGCUUCUGUUUUACGAACCCAUGUGCCUCCUGCUCUGCAUCUACGCAGCCAUCCUCCUGGGGAUCGUGUACCUGUUCUUCGGCGCGUUCCCGCUCGUCUUCGGAACCAACCACGGCUUCUCGCUGUACCAGGUCGGACUGACCUUCAUCGGUCUCGGACUGGGCAUACUCAUGGGCGUCCUGACGGACCCAUUCUGGCACAAGAACUACGUCAAAUUGGUGCAGAGGCUGGAGGAGCAGACUGGAGAGGUCGGAAUCAAGCCCGAGCCAGAGUUCCGCUUGCCGCCCGCCAUGUUUGGCGGUAUCCUCGUGCCCAUUGGGCUCUUCUGGUUCGGGUGGACGACAUAUUCGAGUGUUCACUGGAUUGUGCCAAUCAUUGGCAGUGCUGUCUUCGGCAUUGGCUUAUUCCUUGCCUUCACUGGCAUCUUGACAUUCCUUGUCGACGCCUACCCCAGCUACGCCGCCAGCGCAGUUGCAGCCAACUGUCUCGUCCGGCUAUGUUUUGCCGGAGCCUUCCCCUUGUUCGGGACACAAAUGUACGAAAACCUCGACUACCAAUGGGCCUCUUCGCUCCUGGGCUUCCUUGCCCUGGCCUGUGUACCCAUGCCGUUCUUCUUCUACAAAUACGGCAAGAAAAUCCGAUCGCGGAGCAGGUUCAACAAUUCCGCAUAG
Molecule: messenger RNA, 1674 nt
Organism: Cladophialophora psammophila CBS 110553
Lineage: Eukaryota; Fungi; Ascomycota; Eurotiomycetes; Chaetothyriales; Herpotrichiellaceae
Exons: 7
Coding region: 1-1674 (557 amino acids)
Biological process (GO): transmembrane transport
Cellular component (GO): membrane
Molecular function (GO): transmembrane transporter activity
Source: RefSeq, a predicted model, not a curated record